Messenger RNA from Ziziphus jujuba (common jujube), 1468 nucleotides. Its product is annotated as thaumatin-like protein 1. Gene Ontology annotation, cellular component: extracellular region. NCBI's taxonomy places the organism in Eukaryota, Viridiplantae, Streptophyta, Magnoliopsida, Rosales, Rhamnaceae. Gene Ontology annotation, biological process: defense response. The transcript has 3 exons. Bases 350 to 1267 code for a protein of 305 amino acids. The record is from RefSeq and is a predicted model, not a curated record.
AAGGUUCUCCCACCACUCUCUCGCUUUCCUUGUCUCCACUCUUUUUCUCCGAAAGAAAGAGAGUGCGUCUUCGAGUAGAAAUAAAGAAAACAGAGAGGCAGUUUUUUGUAGUUUUAUGUGUGGCAUUACUCAGCAUUUUCUACAUUCGUCCUCUCUCUCUCUCUUUCUCUCUGCCAUUAUUUAAGUAGCCUUGGCUUGGCUUCUGCUCGUUCUUCUUUCAGUAAUUCUUAACUCAACAACCAGCCUCUUCAAUUGAAUUCUGAUCUAUUACUCCAUCCAUUGCAUACGAUUUCCAUCGGCUAUUAGCUAUAUUGAUUGGACUUUGCACAUAAUUCCUGUAAAACAGAGAAUGGAAAUUCAAAUGGGUUUCUUAUCCUAUCAUCUAUUCCUCGUCCUUUUGAUCACUUUUAAAGGGGUUUCAGGGGCUACAUUCACAUUCAUAAACAAGUGCGACCACACAGUAUGGCCUGGAAUUCUCGCUAGUGCUGGUAGUCCCAAAUUAGACAGCACGGGCUUCGAGCUCACCAAAGGAAGCUCUCGCUCUUUCCAAGCCCCAACCGGUUGGUCGGGCCGUUUCUGGGGCCGAGCCGGCUGCAAUUUCGACGGCUCGGGCCACGGGUCCUGUGCCACCGGCGACUGCGGCUCCGGCCAAAUAGAAUGCAACGGCGCCGGAGCUUCCCCUCCGGCAACUCUAGCCGAGUUCACUCUUGGCUCGGGCUCGCAGGACUUCUACGAUGUGAGUCUCGUCGACGGCUAUAAUUUGCCAAUGAUCGUCGAAGGGAAUGGCGGUUCGGGAACAUGCGCGACUACAGGGUGCGUGACGGACUUGAACCGGAGGUGCCCGGCGGAGUUGAAGAUCGACGGCGGCGAUGCAUGUAAGAGCGCAUGCGGUGCAUUCGGUACGCCGGAGUACUGUUGCAGCGGCGAGUUCGCCUCACCGACGACUUGCAAGCCGUCGAUGUACUCGGAAAUUUUCAAGUCCGCGUGUCCUCAGUCGUAUAGCUACGCGUAUGAUGAUUCCACUAGUACUUUCACGUGUACGGGUGCUGAUUAUACAAUCACAUUUUGCCCUUCUCGCCCAAGUUUGAAAUCCUCCAGCGAUUCGUCGACGACAACAAACGGGUCAGGGACGGGACCAAUAGAGCAGGCUGCACUGGCUAGUCAAUGGCUAGCCAAUUUGGCUACUGGGGAUUCAAUUAGAACCUGUCCUUUGCCGUUUUUUAUUUUGGUCAUCUUCGUCAUCAUCUUGCCAUUUUUGUAUUUGUAGUAGCUUUUUUUUCUUUUCUUUUCUUUUUUCUUUUUUUUUUUUCUGUCCUUAUUGUUUGAAAAAAAUUCCACUGUUAUGACAGCUGGUCCUUUUCCCUGGUCAGGAGGAAAGUUUAACGAAAUAUUCCAUAUUGUAAACCACCACCCACUUCCUAAUUUUACAUAUUUAAUGUUAAAUACAAGCAUAAUAUUGAUAUAUAAA